This is a messenger RNA of Lolium perenne, 572 nucleotides long. The record is from RefSeq and is a predicted model, not a curated record. NCBI's taxonomy places the organism in Eukaryota, Viridiplantae, Streptophyta, Magnoliopsida, Poales, Poaceae.
AUGACUAACCUCAACCACAAGUGCACGGAGGAGGCGCGGUUCUGGCGUAUGCGCUGCCCACUCAUAUGCAUGUGGCUUGUUGAAUACCACCAGCCGCACAGAGUGAUGAGACAGUUUGGGCUGUAUCAGGAGUGCCCACCUCAGUGGCAAGACACGGACAAGGCGCUUCAUAGGCUUGAUAGGCAGCGGCAGAGGAAGAUCACAAAUUGGCCAGUCCAUCAUAGCGGCCACGUCGCAGCGUUCCAACACUGUUUGGAAGCGACACGGACUGCUGGCCCUGUGGAGAUUGUGCCUCACGACUUGGCCGCUUUCAACAACUACCUCCAGUGGUUCCAUGAAAACACGCGUAUCGACUUAGUGAAGCACGCGUAUGCUGAGGACAUCUUGGACGUCCCCAUCGAGUUCGAUGAGGUUGCGCAAAGCCAGCACGACACCUUUGCUCGCAGAGGGAGAUCGACUUCUAUUGCUUCCGAGCUGAACUUCGUGGUAAUGGAUUCUCUCACUAACUAGUACAUCAUCUAGAUUGCCAUGUGCUCGCUUAAAUUGUGUAUGCUAUAUUUAUCACAGCGGAC